AAAGGGCGGGACUUUGCUAUUGUCGAGUACAAGGGCCCAGGUGUCGAAUCUCUCUCUUGCACUGGUAUGGCUACGAUUUGCAACAUGGGCGCUGAAAUCGGUGCAACCACAUCCAUGUUCCCCUUCAACCAUCGGAUGGUCGACUACCUCAAUGCUACUAAACGCGGGGAUAUUGCCAACUAUGCUAAGCAGUUCGCCCACAACCUGAAAGCCGAUGAGGGUGCGGAAUACGACCAGGUCAUCGAGAUUAACCUUUCGGAACUUGAGCCCCACAUCAACGGCCCCUUCACACCAGAUCUGGCUACACGCAUCUCCAAAUUCGCUGAGGAGGCCAAGAAGAACAACUGGCCUGAAGAGAUCAAGGUCAGCCUCAUUGGUUCCUGCACCAACUCGUCAUAUGAGGAUAUGCCACGUUCGGCAUCCAUUUUCACUAUCACACCAGGUUCUGAGCAGGUUCGCGCUACCAUUGCACGAGACGGACAACUAGAAGCCUUCGAAAGUGUCGGUGGACUUGUUCUCACCAACGCCUGCGGUCCUUGUAUCGGUCAAUGGGAUAGGCAAGACGUU
Messenger RNA from Laccaria bicolor S238N-H82, 567 nucleotides. RefSeq lists its product as uncharacterized. Gene Ontology annotation, biological process: tricarboxylic acid cycle. The annotation marks the transcript as partial. NCBI's taxonomy places the organism in Eukaryota, Fungi, Basidiomycota, Agaricomycetes, Agaricales, Hydnangiaceae. Gene Ontology annotation, cellular component: cytosol; mitochondrion. The transcript has 3 exons. Gene Ontology annotation, molecular function: aconitate hydratase activity; 4 iron, 4 sulfur cluster binding. The record is from RefSeq and is a predicted model, not a curated record.